CCAAUCACAGCCUGAGAGGACGAUUUUGAGCCAAUCAGAGCUUCAGACUCUGAUAGAUCUCAGCUUGAGGUAAUGAUAUCUCUGCUGCUUAGAUGUUUGCAAGGCCACUGUCAACCAAGGAAUAUUUGGAGGUUCAGCUGUUUGGGGGAAAACUAGAGAGGAAAUGGAAAGCAGCACGAGGCAUGAAAAAAAAUAAAGCAGGACAAGAAGACUGAGACCAAGGAGAUAAAAAGAAAUGAGGGGAAAUAAAAGGAGAGGUUAGAGGAAAACAGAAAGCUUAGGCUAAAGCAAGGACUGGACACAAAAAGAAGAGGACUUAGGUAAAAGAGAAGUGAAAAGCACAUUGUUCUGACAACAAAAUAAGAUUAGUAAAAGAAAAAAGAAAUAAGAUUUACAGGAGGCUUUCAGGUUUUAGUUGUAUCUGAAAGGAUGGAUGAGAAGAAGGCUGUGUUGCUGGCCAUCAGAGAAAACAUUGAGAUGGAGCUGUUCUCUUCAGAGGGGCCCUGUGUGGUGGUGGUGGAGGAGGAGGAACACAGUUUUCACCAGAGACCCCUGGAGCAUUCUCUGGUCCCUGACUGUGAGGGGGAACCAGAACCUAAGGUCCAGACCCAACCCAGGCAAGAGGCCAAGCCCAAAUCAGAGCCCCCUGCAAGGGAAGACACCAAGAACUGCACCCCAGUCCCAGGCUUUAUGGAGGAGAUAGAAAUGGAGAUGUUUCCUCCCCACAGAGUGUCUGAGAGUGAGCUGGUGGAGAUAAAGUCAGGUGAUCCUUCCAUCAUAACCCCACCAUCGCCAAAAAAAAAUUGUCAUCUCAAAUGGAAGAGAGUGGUUCCACAGAAGACAGGGCUGGUGGUCAAAGAUGUAGUCUGUCUCCCCAGAGGACACUAUCUGGCACAGCUAGAGAGACACAACAUACCACAGAGCAAAGAACUUGCAGCACUAGCGGCCAUGGGAUUGACAGCUCGUAUCACCAUUGACUAUAGCUGGUCAGCCAAACAGAUGGAGAGUCGGCUGGCGACUCUCUUCAGGGGACAGUUUUUUAUAAAACAGCCAGGACAAAGGUUCUCCUUCACAUAUCUACAGUGUGUGCAGGGCUCCAGAGUGCUGUUUGUCCCAGACACCCCUGCAGAAGGCUGGACUGGAGAGCAGCUACUCAGGAUCUGUGGACAUGGCCCUUUGUAUAUCUUCACCCACCAGGACUACCCACAGGCAGUGUCUGAGAGUUCGGCAAGCCAGACACCUGUGGUAAACAGCAAGGACUUUUGUCUUGAGGCCAGCACGGAGAGCUGCCAAGGUGAAGACAAUCAGCUGGGAAAACAGACCCAACCUCGUGUUUGCAGGACCUCAGAGGAAUUCAAACUUGACCUGGACACUGUCCUGAGACAGUUCAGACAGAAGAACAUGGAUCGAGACGUAAAAAUGCACAUCCAGGUGUGGAGGAGGCAUCUCCUCAACAGCGCUGUGAAGGUGGUGAGGAGGCCGGGCUUCUGUUUCAGGAAGACACCCAUCGUCUCCUUCAGUGGAGAGGAGACCGAUGGCCACAAGGGGCCUCUCAGAGAAUUCUUCAGGCUGACUCUUCUCGAGCUGCAGCAAAGCUCAGUCUUCGAGGGCCAUCCAGGACGCCUGUUUCUGACCUAUGACCUGAAAGCUCUAGAAAACAGGAAGUAUUAUGAAGCAGGUGUUCUGAUUGGCUGGUCUCUGGCGCAGGGAGGGCCUGGACCUCGUUGUCUACACCCUGCACUCUAUCAGCUGAUGUGUGGCCGCAAUUUAUCUUUGGAGGACUUCAGGUGGUCAGACAUUGUUGAUGCUGAAAUACAGAUGCGACUGCAACAGCUGCAUAGUUGUACCGAUGUGAAGCUGCUGCCUCCCAGCCUGCGUGGCUGGGUGUUGAGCUGUGGGCUCCCUGGGAUCUGUUCAAUCCGUUCUGAUGAAAUAACAGCCAUUUACAUCUGCGUAAUCAAACACUACAUCUACCACAGGGUGGCCAGCAUGAUCUCCCAGUUUAUCGAGGGGCUGAACAGCUGUGGUGGAUUGUGGGAUAUGGUACAGUCCCACUGGGAGGCAUUUGUGCCAGUGAUGACGGGUGCACAGCAAGAGCCUCUGACCCUGGAAGAGUUUAAACAGCUUUUCAUUGUCUGCUACAGCCAUGACUGUCAGCUGAGGUCAGCUGAGGAGGCAACUGCCGGACACUGGGAAACAGUCCUCGACUUCAUUAGCAAUGGUCAGACAGAUUUUUCCUUUGAAGACGUCCUCGCUUUCAUCACAGGAGCUGAUCAUCCACCUCCUCUUGGGUUCCCCAGGCUGAUCUCCCUGCGGUUUUACUCUCGGAAUGGUCUGCCCCACGCCUCCACCUGUGCUCUGGUGCUCUUCCUGCCGAGGGCUGUGGCAGGGGCUGUGGAUCUGUUGGCACUGCUCAGCAGAGCUGUGCAUGAGACCAUUGGUUUUACACGUCUCCAGACAGAAAGAGAUGGAGAGGACAGAUGCACAGAAGUGAUGGAGAGUAGGAACUAGACUAGAAUCCUAGAAGCCCUCCUGGACACCUCACGUCCUGCUGAAGCUGACUUUGUGGAGAACGAUGUGUUCAAAGCUUUAUUUAUUCAGAGUAAGGGGAUGAUAGCAGCUGUGGACAUGCUGUAAUUUCUUUUGUGUCAUGGAAACAAAAAUCUUUUAGAAGAGUAAAAGGGAAUGAUAAUUGUGAUUUUGACCAGAACAGUUUAAUUUAUACGUUUAAAUACUUCCAUAUAUUUUAAAGUGAAAUGUUGAAUAAAGUUUCUGUGAAAAAGAUUUAUUAAAGAAGACAGAAAUGACACCAUUGAACACCA
Messenger RNA from Toxotes jaculatrix (banded archerfish), 2822 nucleotides. RefSeq names its product G2/M phase-specific E3 ubiquitin-protein ligase-like. The coding region runs from base 430 to 2511 and encodes 693 amino acids. NCBI's taxonomy places the organism in Eukaryota, Metazoa, Chordata, Actinopteri, Toxotidae. Gene Ontology annotation, cellular component: nucleus. The transcript has 15 exons. Gene Ontology annotation, molecular function: ubiquitin-protein transferase activity. The record is from RefSeq and is a predicted model, not a curated record.